Molecule: messenger RNA, 3972 nt
Organism: Pristis pectinata (smalltooth sawfish)
Lineage: Eukaryota; Metazoa; Chordata; Chondrichthyes; Rhinopristiformes; Pristidae
Gene: baiap3
Product: BAI1 associated protein 3
Exons: 34
Coding region: 115-3573 (1152 amino acids)
Source: RefSeq, a predicted model, not a curated record
UCAGCGCGAUGUGUCUGAAAUUGUCAAGAGUGCCCGAGGCAGCAACCGGCUGCAGCAGGCUUGCUUAAUUUCCUCUGACUAACCUUGCUCGUACUGGAAUCCAGAAACUGUGCAAUGCAGCAGUUCCAGAGUCGCCAGUCUGUCCGCAGGCCAGCAGCAGGGGAGGGAGCCUAUUCCACUGCCAGCAAGUCCAGGACCAAUGAUGGAGAAGAGGAUGAUUUUUUUGCCACGUUGACUGCCAUCGAACAGAAGCAGGAGAUCAUGAAGCGAUCAGACUACACACUGCCUCCUGAGGACUCCAGCGACUUGCUUCCACCUCAAGCAUCUGGACACAGUGAGAAGCUGAAGGUCUCACACAAGGAGCUGCUGCUGCUCUAUGAGGACAUACUCUACACCCUGAUCCAUCAAACCGGUGUUCCCUCCGUAACACACAUCACAAAUCAAGAGGAGAUGAUCCACUAUAUCCAGAAGGUCUUCAAGCUUGACAUGUGUGACCAUGAAGCCAUGAUGUGCACAGUGAAAGAGGCAAAGGCACCCUCCCUCACCCUGAAGGUGACUGUCAUGGAGGCAAGAAACCUGUUAGCCAAGGAUGCCAACGGUUUCAGUGAUCCCUACUGUAUGCUGGGAAUCACUCAGGGACAUGCCACACAGGAGGUGGAAGAGAAGAAGGGUCGAAAAUUCAGCUUUAGAAGGAAAAGGGAGAAGAUGGAAAAGAGGUCUAGCCUCAAGAAUGUAUUGCCUGCCAAAUACAUCCAGGUCACGGAUGUCAAAUCAAACACGUUGAAUCCUGUGUGGAAUGAGAGCUACGUAUUUGAAGUGGAUGACAUCCACAGUGACCAGCUCCACCUUGACAUUUGGGACCAUGAUGAUGAUGUUUCAGUUGCCGAGGCAUGUAAAAAUCUAAAUCAGAUCAGUGGUUUGAAAGGAAUGGGCAGAUACUUCAAACAGAUCAUGAAGUCGGCUCGAGCUAACGGAUCAUCGGGAUCACAGGAAGAAAACAUUGACGAUUUCCUUGGCUGCCUCGAUAUUCCUGUCAGUGAAAUUCCUGUUGAAGGGAUUGAUACGUGGUAUAAAUUGGAGCCUCGAUCAAGCUCUUCUCGGGUUGAAGGGGACUGUCACCUCAUUCUUUCACUGACCAUGAUGCAGAGGGAUACGGAGUUAUGCAAGAUGAUGGGACCUGUGAUGAUCCACGAGUUGCUGCUGAGGCAGCUACUAACAACCGAGCUUCCCAAAUUAAAGAAUGAUUGGAGCAGCUUCCGUGGGGGCCUCAGCAAGCAUGCUGUCACCAUCCUCUCCCAACAUGCUAUGCAAAUUGACCUUUCACCUCAACAAAAGGCAUCUGUUGAGUGGCUGGCUUACAGCAAACAUCACCAGCUCCAGUCUGUGGACUAUGGCUUCCUUCACCAGUUGCUUGAGGACCUGGAUCAGAAGUUAGACUUGAACUUCCUCACUCAAGAGCAGGAAGAGUCACUGAGUGAUAGUUUUGUCCUUUUCAUCGACUACUGCUGGAUGUUGCUACAGAGGAUGAGGCAGGUCUUUCCUUUCAAUGCUCCAAAGACACUGAAGCAGCUAGAACUGAUGCUGAGGUGCUUGCUGAAGAUUUAUUCCAUGGAGGCCUUUAAAAUACUCUGCCCAGUUCACAAGCCACUCCAUGUGGAGUUAGUUGCGACAGUAAAGAAAUCCACAGUUGAAUGGUACGAGAAAAUGCGUGAUAGCUUCAAACCAGAAACCAAGUCAGAUCAGGCUCGGCUGAGGGCUCUGGUCCAGUUGGUCGACACAGUUUGCACAGAUUUGCGUAAAAAGCAAAAACUAUACAGCAAAAUAUUUCUAAGUGUUGUGAAGAUUGAUUACCUCAGUUUGACCUAUCAACAGCUGGAGAAACUGGUUGCAGAAGAUGUCCUGACACUAAUGGGGGAGCUGGGAGCAGCCAUGGAACAGGAGAGAUCAAGAAUGACCCAGCAGAUCGCAGAGACCCUGUUCGAGCUGUACCUGUCUCUGAAAGAAGUGAAGCAGUUCAAGGAAUUUCUGCCAUUGAAGGACUCGGAUCUGGAACUUGGGAAUUUCCAUGACUGGUUCCAGAUAUCUAUUAACAAGUGGCUACACAUUGUUUAUGAGAAGGCAUGUGAACGAAUCACAAAGGCAGUGAUGGUGGAUCAGCUUGAUCCUGUUGACGCACUGUCCAAACACAGCAGCUCAGCUGUCGAUGUGGUGACCUGUUUCACUCAGAUCAAGAGCUUCUGGCUGCAGCUGGCCUGGCCUGACCCGAUGGGAGCUUUUGUGUUUGUAACAAAGAUUACUGACGAUAUUUGUAAUACAGCCGUGAUGUACUCAGAAAUGAUCAGACAAAAAGCAGAUGAUCAGAAGAAAAUUACACAACAGCUGUGCAUUGUCCUGAAUAACAUCGAGCACGUGCACAAGUACAUCUGGAAUCUGCCGAAGGAGUUGGAGUGGCAGGAGGUGGAGACCUCAGUUGAGCAGCUGUGUGGGCUGGAAGGGAAGCAGCAGGUGCGGAGAGCACUGGACACCCAGCUACAGAGCAUCGAUGCAGGCAUGCAGCGGCAGUCCAACUACAUGAUCAACCAGCUGGUGGAGAAGAUGGUCAUUGACUUGCGAAAGUACAUUCAGCACAUUAGCUUGUCUCCGGAUUCCAUCCAACCUGAUGAUGUACGUGACAUGGCAGUGUCUCCACUGAUGAAAUUCCUGGAUGAUAACCUAAUCAUCCUCAGCGAAUGUCUUGUUCAGGAGAACCUCUGCAGGAUAUUGACUACUCUGUGGAAAUUGCUGUUGGAUUUGAUUGCUGAAGCAUUGGCUACAAAUACUGGGGUGUCUGUUGAAUUCUACGAGCGAUUUCACUUUACUCUGGAGGCUCUUGUGCUGUUUCUUCAUGCUGAAGGACAGGGAUUGCCACUUCACAGCUUACGGAAUGAAAGUUACAAGGCUCUGAAGGAGGAGUUGCAUCUAAACAAAUGCUCAACACAGCAGCUAAUUGAAAAAGCCUAUCAGGCAAAGAUACAACAGCAGAAAUCCCUGGAGCCAACGCCAUAUGGAAUGCUUUGCAUUAAAUGCUACUAUGAAGCUGCUGAGCACAAGCUGUACAUUGAAAUCUUACACGCUACAAACCUGAUUGCCUUGGAUGCAAACGGUCUCAGUGAUCCUUUUGUCAUCAUCGAACUCGCUCCUCAGCACAUCUUCCCAGGAGCAAAGAGCCAGCGAACACAAGUCAAGAAUAAAACACUGCACCCUAUUUUCGACGAACAGUUUAACUUCACGGUGACGGAAGAGAUGUGCAGCAACAACAUUGCUUGCAUUCACUUCACAGUCAUGGACCACGACUGGCUGUCAACCAAUGACUUUGCAGGAGAGGCUGUGCUGCUGCUACAGGAGAUUCAUGGGUUCCAAAAACCUGCCAUUGCUGGCGGAAUAAAAAAUGUCUCUCCGGUUUUUCUAAAACUGACUCACCCUGAUCUCAGUGUGAUGAAACCAAUCAUGAAGAUACUGGAAGGACGCACUGGUGAUAAAGAAGCGCAGGAUUUUGUCAAGAUUAUGAAGGAGAUGGAAGUGUCUCCAGAGUAAACCAAGCAAAUUUUAAAUGUGUAAAAGAUUCAGACACACAGAAAUGCGUAAAGUGUUGGAGUCAUGAUUUGUAAAUGUGACAUUAAAGUUGUUCCAGACCCCCUCAACAUUGAGACUCUAUUGACCCAUUGCCGCAAGGCAGGGUAAGGGGCAAUAUUUGUCUUGUGCUGCAAGCACAAGAGAGGCAGUGAUAUCGAUCUAGUUCCAUAGGUAUGUUGGGGCUAGGGAAAUAAUGAUCCAUUGGCACAGGGAUGAUCAAAUACAGUAGGGAUAAUGUUGAUCUAAUGCUGUGGAGGUGAUCCAGUGGUAUGGGAAUAAUAGUGAUCCAUCAGCGAAAGGCAAUUCAGCACAGUAGGGAUAAAACUGAUCCAGUGCUGGGGGGGGGGGGGGGGGGGGGGG